Molecule: messenger RNA, 8286 nt
Organism: Brassica rapa (field mustard)
Lineage: Eukaryota; Viridiplantae; Streptophyta; Magnoliopsida; Brassicales; Brassicaceae
Product: vascular-related unknown protein 1
Biological process (GO): xylem development
Source: RefSeq, a predicted model, not a curated record
AAGAACAAAUAUAAAUGUUUUGUUUCCUACUUAUAUGAUUGUAUGGUCUCAUUAUAUAUCACCCACUUUCUACCGAACGGUCCACGAAUGUAAAUCUGCGUAUUUGUUUUGUUUACAUAUGCAAAAUGUUUUCCAUUUCGAAAAAUAAAAAUAGACUUAUAUUUCACUUUUGUAUGGUGGAACAUAUUUCCUAAAGAUAGCUUAAUGUCACACUUCUACAGAGGUCCGUCGUUGGCUUUUAGUUCUCCAUAUUUUGAUCAACGCUUUGGGACCCAUGUGAUGACCACAUCAAGAUUCCGAUUACUGUCUCUCCAAUUAGUUUUAUUUCUCCUUUUUUAUAUAUCAUGAAAAUUUAACGACCUUAAUAUAUAUACAUACCAAACGCAACCACCUACGAAUUAUUCCAUUUUAUUUUGGUUUAUUCCUCCUUUCUCCACAUGAUGGAUACAUUCUCUUGUAAUUCUUAUGAACAAAAUCACGCUCCUUUCGACCGUCACGAUAAUGAUACUGAUAUUGAUGAUCCUGAUCAUGAUCAUCAUGAUGGUGUUCAGCAAGAGGAGAGUGGAUGGACAACUUAUCUUGAAGAUUUCUCAAAUCAAUACAGAACUCAUCCUGAAGAUAACGAUCAUCAAGAUAAGAGUUCGUGUUCGAUUCUGGACGCCUCUCCUUCUCUGGUCUCCGACGCCGCCACUGACGCAUUUUCUGGCCGGAGUUUUCCAGUUAAUUUUCCGGUGAAAUUGAAGUUUGGGAAGGCAAGAACCAAAAAGAUUUGUGAGGAUGAUUCUUUGGAGGAUACGGCUAGCUCUCCGGUUAAUAGCCCUAAGGUCAGUCAGAUUGAACAUAUUCAGACGCCUCCUAGAAAACAUGAGGACUAUGUCUCUUCUAGUUUCGUUAUGGGAAAUAUGAGUGGCAUGGGGGAUCAUCAAAUCCAAAUCCAAGAAGGAGAUGAACAAAAGUUGACGAUGAUGAGGAAUCUCAGAGAAGGAAACAACAGUAACAGUAAUAAUAUGGACUUGAGGGCUAGAGGAUUAUGCGUCGUCCCUAUUUCCAUGUUGGGUAAUUUUAAUGGCCGCUUCUGAAUGAUGAGCAAUUCUAGUAAACCCUUGUAAAUUUGGUGGUGUUUAUGUAUGUACCCCAUCUUGCAUAUAUUCGCUUGAUAUGUGUACAUCUUAAUGUGUAUGUGCUUAAUAAAACAUGUAGUUUACGUUUGUAAACAUAUCUAAGAGCUACAAUCUCAUAAAGCUUACGAAAGCUUUUUUAAAUACAUGCAAAGCCUUUUUAAAUACACGCGAUUAUUUAUAUCUCUAAAAGUUUGAGAGAGUUAUAUCUAGGUUAUCUAUAUAUAAGGACCAUGGGUAGACCUUAUGGCAGAUUAUAUGGAUGGUAACCACAACUUAAAUUUCGUUUACUUUAAUGUAGAUAUGAUAAGAUUAUAUGUGUGAAAUUAAUACCGUCAACGAAUUAGAAAGUUGAGGGAUAGAAUUCAUCAAUCUCACAUAUUUAUUAAAUUAUACGUACAUUCUAUAUUCAAAAUUAUAUUUAUAUGUGGUCUUACAUAUCAAUUAGAAAGUGACCAAAUGUUUGGCACAGUAUAUUACAUGAACUCGUAGCCGUCCCGGCUUCAGAUUUAAUUAACAAGCUACUUGGUAUACUUAAUCAAUUCUCGCGCUAAUGCAUAAUAUAUAUGUUAUAGGGUGAUUAAUAACUAUAUCAAAUUACAUUAUCCAAAUAUAUAUUAUGUACGCAUAUCUAUAUCUCUAUCUCUAUGUACAUACAUAAUAUGAUAUUAUUAAUAUCUGUCAAUAUCUUAUAAGUAAAUAUAUGCAGACAUAUAUAUGUGUAUAUGUGUAUUUCUUAAGAUGGUUGUAGAAAUGAAAAAAAAACUUUCUUCCUUUACAAUUAAAAAAGAUCAGAUUAUACAAAGGUUAAGGGCAUCUCUAGAUAUAGAUAAAAGAACUGAGGUCAAAUUCUGAUUUAAUAUUUAAAAUUAUAUAUCUUGCAUCCGUUAGCCAAACCUUCCUGUUAGGUGAUCGAUCAAGUCCUUACCAAUAAUCAUUUCUUAUUGUGUAACAAAACUAAUAUAAAACGUUUGAUACCAAAAACAACAUCCACCACAAAAUAUGAAUAACUUUUUUUCAACUUUGUUUUAGUUUUGAAUCGGAGAUAUUUGAUGAUAUUCCGUUUGGUUCUGAAACGUGUUGGAUGAAGCGUCUAAUCAAAUCGGUUAUGAUAUUAAUUGCUGCAUAAAUUAAUUAAUACAUAACUAAUUCCUUACAAUCUAUACUAAGAAGCUUGAAAUUAAUUAUGGUUGCAUGUUAAAGAAAUGGGCAUCGGUUAACCUUUUCUGGUUUUCAUCAUAGACAGCAAAAAAAAAAAUGUUCAACGUUCAAAGGAUUCAAUAAUUUUCCAGCUGCCCAAGUACAUGCUCCACGAGCACGAUUUUAUGAUGCAAAGUUGAUAAUAUAUCACUUACAUUUAGUCCUAAGAUAUGAUUAAAGUUAAAAGAUCAAUUAUUUGAGACUGUAUGAUUAAUUAGAGAUUCACACACUUCCAACAAACUAAGAAUAUUUACGAACUACUAUUAGACAAAGCAACCUUAAAUCUCAUCUUCGAUGUCAAAUCAAAUCUUACAAGAAUCUCAUCACGGAUUCAUUGAUUUUUCUUAACUUUCUUUGUCUUCAGUGAUAAAAUGAUCUCCGUUCGCCAUUUCGGGUUUUGACCGGAGAUAUAGCUUGCUUAAUUCAUUAUAGAUAAAAAGAAGUUGUGCUACUAUCAAAAAAAAAAGAAAAAAAAAAAGAAGUCUACUACUAUCUAGAGUGAACCCGCCGUAUAUACGUAUGUGUUCAUUUAUAUGUAGAAAUCUCAAGUAAAUCUGGUUAUAUUAGAAAAUGCAUUAUUAUUAUUACAAUAAACAUGUCUUGAAUUUUCAUCCAAUAAUAUUUUUAGAAGUUGCUUCUGAGACGUAAUCUCCAUUGUCAAUGACAAUCGUGUUGCGUAUUUUAAGACACGUCACUAACUUGCCGGCUUCAUGUUUUAAAAUACUUCUGUUAUCUAUAUGGUUCAUGUUGAUCAAAAAAAAGAAAAAAAUCUAUAGGGUUCAUAGGUUGAACCCAAAAAAGUCUAUAGGCACAGAUAGUAACAAAUCUCACAAUUUUAGGAAGUUAACAGCGAUACUGAUAGUUUAGUUAACAUAAUUUAACCGAAAAUCCAAAUCGAAUUUAACCAAAAAAAUCGAAAAUCUCUAAUUUUUUUGAGAUAUCUAAAAAACCAAAAUAUCUAAUUUUUUUUUUGGAAAAUUAGACCGAAAUUAAUCGAAAACCAAAAAAUAGUUAUUUUCGGAAAUAAUUUUAAAAACCGAAAUUAACCGAUAACCGAACCAAACCGAUAAUCAAAUCGAAAUUUAAUUCGGUUAAUUUCGGAAUAGGUUUUAAAAAAAAAAAAUUUAACCGAAAACCGAAGUCGCACGGCUAGAUACUAUAGUAAUACGGUCCGGCUAUUUUUAAUGAAGAAUCGAGGAUGAUGACCGUCAGUGAAAACAAGACCAGUAAAAACAAUGAGUAAUCAUCAUUGCUAAACCACUAUUAAUUGACCCUUAGUAGUUUAAGGAUUUACCAUUACUGGAUUGUAACCAUCGACCGUCAAUGGUUAUUCAAUAGCAAGGACCGAUCGUCAACGUUUAGCCAAUAAUAAUGACCGACAAUGAUAAAUCAAUAAUAAGGAAUGUCAGCUGUGACAGACUUUCUGCUACUGAAAAAGAGCUUUGAUCACUCGGAUUUUAAUCUCAUAAACUAAUUGUAAAUGCAGAGUAAAAUACAACAAUAGUAAUACAAAAUCGAAGCCACAAAAACUACACACUUACUUCACUUCUCAGUUCAGAUGAAGGUAGAUGACACAAAAAGAUUGGCUUCGAAAGUAACUAAAUUAAAAACAGUUGAUUAAACGAUGUAAACUGUGGAAGAAAAAUGCUAGGUAUUAAAAAAUUCACGGAAAAUCAGAUCAUAAAUAUAAAUUAUUAGUAAGAGAAUUAACGAAGAACCAUUAUUGAACUCGAACAGAGUUUUAUAAUCUUUCCACUUGUCAUCACUUUAAUUACUAAUGAACUAAAAAAGCUAACCUAAUGAAUUAAUUGUCCUUGAACUUAAGAGGUGAAACACACAUUAAGAACAAGUUUUGUUAGAUUCACAAGCUGUCUUAACAUCAAUUUUCGCCAACUAAAGAUACUUUGCUUACAAGAAUUAUAUUCAUACAAAUUAAACCAAUUUUUGCUACCUCUAAUCAACCUAAGAUCGAUGAACUAAAUGACAAUCAUGUUUUCAUAAAAAACAAUCUAAGUGAAGAGCUCUAAUGAAAAUCUUCUAAUAUAUCAAUCAUAAACAUUCAAUCUUUUCGAUUCUAUUGAAAUCCUAAAACUUCAGUCAUAAAACAUAGAAGCAUAAACACAAAUCAAUGAAGAAAACAUAAUUAGAUUUGAAGAGAUAUAACAUACAUUCAGAAAAAAUCUCUAGUCUCCCACACAGUUCCAAAACCUAAAAUAUAAUCUAGGAUAAAACUUAGCCUAUAAAUGACACGAAAUAGUAGAUAUAGGUCAACCAUAUGUUCUGCUCGAAUUUAGACAAAACCAAACUGAACAUAAGGAAAAUCUAUUUUUUUUUUUGAAUUGAAUGGGUAGAAAGACUAUUUUUAGUAAAACACACAUAACUUUUUAUCUAACCGAUAGAUCAAACUCAAACCUAUAAUUUUAUAUUUCUGACAAAUCUGAGCUUCAUCCAUCGAUGGAUAGUCUUUUAUCCGUUUGACACAUAUGUAAAGUUCUGCAUCUUCAAUUUUCUUUUUGCAUCCAAUUCAACAUAUUUGGUUUCAAAUAGACCUAAAUCAUAUAAACGCACCGGAUAACACCAAAAGAUUCCAAAAUACAUAUUUUGACUCGAUAAAAGACUCAAACACAUACUUUAGAAAUUGGUAAAAGGUAGAUAUAUCAAGCUUUGAUACAGCUCAAGUUUGUUAACCCAAAUAUGAUAUUGCAACUAUAUAGAGAAAUGGCAGUUGAAUAUAUGUAAUUGAGUAAAAAACUAAGAUCUCAAAACUAGUCUCUCAAAAAUGAAAAUUAGCUAAAUGAAAAAAAUGAUUUAUUUGUUUGUAUGAACUAAGCAAGUAAAUGGAAGCAGCUAAUGAGAACUCAUACUUGCAAAAAGGUAAUUAUCAUAAAAAAUAAUACUUAAGAAGAGUUCUUGACCUUAUAUCACGAAAGAUGACUGGUCUUCCUCAAAGCACCGAUUUCACUGCCUAAAAUCUUUGAAUCCUAAAUUGUGGUUUCAACUAAGAAGUUAAACAAAGCAUCAGUUCACGUUGAUUAGUUCACAGUUUCACUAACUUCAAUAUCCAUUAGAUUUUCAGUAAUUGUUCAUUUGGGUUCUUUGAGUAAUUUAUUAUUAUAUUUUGGAAGUUUAAGUUGAUUAAGAUUAAUAAUUUUGUAUUUAGUCGAUUUUUAUCACUAAAACCGUUUACUUAACGAAACCAAUUUGCUAUUUCCUAAACCAACAUCUUAAUCAAUCAACCCCUAAAAUUUCUUUGAAAAUCCUAAAACACAACUGAGGAAUUGUUAACAUACAUACACUAGUAAAAAUCUGUCGCAUAGCCACUAUAGUGCCACGGUAAAACCGUGGCUAAAUUAAAAAAGCCACGAUUUAACCACGGUUAGCCACACUUUAAAAAAUAGCCACGAUUAUAUAGAAACUGUUGUUAAAUUUAGCCACAUUUUAGCCACGAAAUCAAACGUAGCUAUUAUAGCUACGAUUUAGCUACGAAAAAUUAAUGGCCAAAAACUAGCCACGCUUUUGCCACAUCUAUUACAGUGGCUAGAGUGUUAGCCACGGUGUAACCACUAUUUUUCGGUGGCUAUGUCGAAAACCUUAAUUAUAUACCCUAAACCCCAAACAUAUACCCUAAACUUAUAUCUACGUACAAAACAAUAUAUAUGAUUAAGAUUUACCUAAUUUACCUGAAUUUAAUAUCCAACACUUAUUUAAACUUCCAAAAUUUAUAAAUAAUUUAACAUAAACAUCAACACUUUAAAACACCAAAUCUUAAACUUAUCACCCUAUAUUAUAAACAUUCACUCUUCAACUCAAUAGUUUCAAACUUCAUUCUCAAACUUAUAUGAAACCCAAAUCUUAAAUAUAAACUAUAAAAUUAAUCUUUUCAAAAGUUAAUCUCAAACCAUAUACUUAAUUCCAAAUCUUAGCUACAAACAACAUACUUCAAACUUAGUCUAUAUCACAAAACACUAAGCUUAAAUUUUGAAUAACAUAUAAUUCCUAUAAGAUAAAUAUAUCUCAAACUAUAUACAACAUUUCAAAUUUUACAAUUACAAAAUAAAAUAAAAUUAUGAUAUCAAUUUAUUUAAAACAAAGAUAAUUUAUAUAAUAACUAUAGAUAAAUCAAAGGGAAAAGGCAAUUAAUUGUAUUGUUUUUUUUCAGCCAUUGAUUGAUUUUAAUCAAAGGCUCACAAUCAAUCUUCUGUCUAUCUGCGUCCUCCUUUCCUAUUGGACAAUCCAUCAAAAUUGGGAUUAUUAUUUCUGGCCAUUGAUUAAUUGUAAUCCAAUGGCCAACAAUCAAUCUUGUUCAUUUCUCUUCCUCUGUACGCCUUCUCUCUCUCUUUCUUCUUUUCAAGCCGACACCAUCUCCUUCUUCGAUGUCUUCUCUGUUUCUCUAUUAUGGUUGUUUGAGCUCUAAUUGCAUCUGUUUGUGUUUAUUGCAGAAGAGGACAGACAGAGGAGACAGAGAGAAAUAUAUUAGAUGAAGGCAAUUGUGUUGAAGUGGAGAAAUCAGAUUUGGAGGUGAAGUCUCUGAACGGCGAGGAUUGGUGUGGAAGAGGCAAAGAUUGUGGUGAGAUAACGAAGUAGAAGAGGAAGAGGCGAAGGUUGUGGUCGAUCUGCACGAGCACCGAACACCUGAGGUGUACAUCGGAUUUGGAAAGAUGACGACGACGGCGUGAGCAGGUCCAAGCUUCGGCGAGGAAGAAGCUGGAAGAGAGAGAGAGAGCUCUGAGAUGUCUGGAAGACGAUGACGAUGGAGGCGAGCAGGUCCGAUCUCCGGUGAGGAAGCAACGAUGACACAGGAAGGAGACGUGGUGGAGUGGUCGUGCGGCGGUGGGGUGGUGGGGGUGGUGCGACGGAAAAAAAAAAUAUAUUUAUAUAUAUAUAGAUGUAUAAUAUAUUAAUGUAAAUUUAUUUACAGAUUUUGUAUUUUAUUAAUAAAAAUUAUUUUGUUUUGUUUUCAUUUCUGUUUUUUUUUUGUUUUUUGUUUUAAAAUAGCCACUGAUAUGUUGAUUAAACCGUGGCUAAGUAUAGCCACGAAAAAAAUAGUAGCAAAACCGUAGCUAAAUUAGCCACGAAAGUGCAGUGGCAAAACAGUGGCUAAUAGCCACGAAUAGCCACGGUUUUUUCUAGCCACGAGGCUAUAGCCACGGUUUUUUUUCUAUCCAUAAGCGUGGCUAUUUUUUGUAUAGCCACGAUUUUAAGCCGUAUAGCCACAGUUUUGUAGUGGCUAUGCGACAGAUUUUUACUAGUGAUACCAAAAGGAAAAGGAUCCAUUUGAUAACUAACUACUACUACUACUAUUCAUGACUCCACAUCUCAUACAGUUAGGUUAGAUACUUGUAUGUAAUUUUGAACUUUUUGAUCAUUUCUAACGGGAAGUUGUCAUGGAGAGUUUUCAGUAUUAAAAAUGAUAAUAAAUAAAUAAAAGUUAAGAGAUAAAAAGAAAUGGAGUUUUCAAAUAAGAACUUUUAAGAACCUCUUUAGAACCCUAUCCAACAUUUGUCUAUUCUUUAUUAUGUAAUUUUUAAUUCAAAAUUUGAACUUUAAUUUUUUCACAUUAUACUAAAAUAUUAAUUUUUUUGGUUAAAAACUUUAAAGAGUAUCUCAUGGAUGAAGUUGCUCUCAUGGAAACCAAUAAGUAGUCAUUUAUAUAUCAGAUACGAAUGAUUAAUAUUUCAGAGCAUUGUUUAACACUAAAUUCUUAACACUGUUUCUUAAGAUUAAAAAAUAAUGAAAAGUUAGGAAAGAGAAAAAAAAAAUUCUCAAACAAACACCUUUAAAAUAUGUAGAAAUACACUCAUAUAUAUGUGUCAGCUAUUUAUUGGUUGUGUUUUGUAAAAAAAAAAUACAUCAUUAUUUUUUUUGAAGAAAGGGUUUUCAUUAAUGAAUAGAACCAAACUACACAGAAACAAAAAAAAGAAAAUACAGAGACAUGAAGAACAGAGGCUAAACUGAAAAACAAUCCCAU